Molecule: messenger RNA, 4373 nt
Organism: Ahaetulla prasina
Lineage: Eukaryota; Metazoa; Chordata; Lepidosauria; Squamata; Colubridae
Gene: TBC1D8B
Product: TBC1 domain family member 8B
Exons: 22
Coding region: 58-3339 (1093 amino acids)
Molecular function (GO): calcium ion binding
Source: RefSeq, a predicted model, not a curated record
GAGGAGCCAGGCCCCGCCCCGUCCAGCUGAGCCCGGGCAAGGGCGGCGGAGGCGGCGAUGUGGCUGAAGCCCGAGGAGGUGCUGCUGAAGAGCGCCCUGCGGCUCUGGGUGCAGGAGCGAUGCAACCGCUUCUUCGUGCUGCAGCGGCGCCGAGGCUACGGCCAGGAGGGCGGCGGAGGAGGCGGGCUGACCGGUCUCCUGGUUGGGACGUUGGACGCCGUCUUGGAUUCCACAUCGAAAGUGGCCCCUUUCCGUAUCCUGCACCAGACUCCAGAUUCCCAGAUUUACUGGUCUAUUGCCUGCGGAACCAGCCGAGAAGAGAUAACGGAGCACUGGGAAUGGUUAGAGCGUAAUGUGAUGGACACGCUCUCCGUCUUCGACUCGAACGAGGACAUCGUAAGCUUUGUGCAUGGGAAAAUUCAAGGCUUAAUUGCUGAGGAGAGUAAAGGGUCUUUAGUAAGAGAAGAAGAUCCAGAGAAGUUCCGGGAAGCCCAUCUGAAGUUUGAGAAGUGUUUUGGGUUGGCUGAACAAGAGAAACUUGUGACUUAUUACUCGUGUAGCUACUGGAGAGGGCGGGUGCCCUGCCAAGGCUGGCUGUAUCUGAGCACCAACUUCCUCAGCUUUUACUCGUUCCUGCUGGGAGCCGAGAUCAAACUCAUCAUAGCCUGGGAUGAGAUUUCCAAACUGGAAAAGACUUCCACGGUGAUCCUGACGGAAAGCAUCCACGUUUGCGCCCAUGGAGAGAACCAUUACUUCUCCAUGUUUUUGCACCUGGGUGAGACUUUCCUCCUCAUGGAACAGCUGGCUCUCUAUGCUGUCCGGAGACUCUUCGACAAGGAGGGCUUUGAAGCUGACCCGGUCCUCUGCGACCCCUUGCAAAUCACUAAGAGGGGACUGGAGAACCGGGCCCACAGCGAGCAGUUCAACGCCUUCUUCAGGCUGCCCAGCGAGGAGACGCUGCGGGAGGUCCACGAGUGUUUCCUGUGGGUGCCGUUCAGCCACUACAACACCCUGGGGAAGAUGUGCCUUUCGGAGAACUACGUCUGCUUUGCCAGUCAAGAUGGCUGCCUGUGCUGUGUCAUCGUCCCCGUGAGAGAGGUCACUUCCGUUGAGGUCGCCGACCACGCCAGCAAGGCCAUCACCAUCGCUACCAAAGGAUCCCGAGCUUUCCGUUUCUCGGAAGUCAGAGAUUUCGAAGCUCUGGUGGUAAAACUCAGGACCAGAUGUAGUGCGGCACCGAGCCCCCAACACAGCGCGAGUGCAGAGGCCAGGUUCAGCCCAGAGCCCACCGCCUGGGAGGACUACGAGGGGCAGCCGAUAGCCAGCCACAAAGGCAGCAGCACCACGGUUAGCACGGAAGCCCUAAUGACCGUCUUUCACCCUCAGGAUGCGGAGAACCUGGAUUCAAAGAUGUUAAAAGAAAAAAUGAAAGAGCAAUCGUGGAACAUCCUUUUCAUUGAGUGCGGACGGGGCGUGAGUAUGUUUCGGACGAGGAAAACCCGGGAUCUGGUGGUCAGAGGAAUCCCAGAAGUCUUAAGAGGAGAACUUUGGCUUCUGUUCUCAGGCGCUGUCAAUGACAUGGCAAGCCAUCCCGGCUAUUACUCGGAGUUGGUGGAAAAAUCUUUUGGGACCUGCACCCUGGAGACAGACGAAAUCGAGCGGGAUCUGCGGCGCUCGCUGCCCGAACAUCCCGCCUUCCAGAGCGACACGGGCAUUUCAGCCCUCCGUAGGGUCCUCACUGCCUACGCCUACAGGAACCCCAAGAUCGGCUAUUGUCAGGCCAUGAAUAUAUUGACGUCGGUGCUGCUCCUUUACGCCAAAGAAGAGGAAGCAUUUUGGCUCCUGGUGGCCGUCUGCGAACGGAUGUUGCCCGAUUAUUUCAACCGCCGAAUUAUCGGCGCCUUGGUCGACCAGGCCGUGUUUGAGGACCUGAUCCGCGAGUACUUACCUCAGCUGACGGACCACAUGACCGACAUGACUUUCUUCUCCUCCGUCUCGCUCUCCUGGUUCCUCACCCUCUUCGUCAGCGUGCUGCCCAUCGAGAGCGCCGUCAACGCGGUCGAUUGCUUUUUCUACGACGGGAUCAAGGCCGUCUUGCAGCUGGGCCUGGCCGUGCUGGACUACAACCUGGAGAAGCUGGUGGCUUGUAAAGACGAUGCGGAAGCGGUCACCGUGCUUAGCAGGUUUUUUGAGAGUGUGACCAACAAGGACAGUCCGCUGCCUCCAGCAGUUCAGCAGGCCUCUGGGAUGAACGAAAGCAAAACUCCUCACCCCAAAGUGGACAUCACGGACCUCAUUCGAGAGUCCAACGAGAAAUAUGGUGAAAUCCGAUUUGAGGAAGUAGAAAGCAUGCGACGUCGCAACAGACUGUACGUCAUCCAAACCUUGGAAACCACCACUAAGCAGAAUGUGCUCCGGGUGGUCUCCCAAGAUGUGAACAUCAGUCAUAGAAACCUGGAAGAACUGUAUGAAUUAUUCAAGAAAGAACAUUUUCUCUCCUGUUACUGGAAGCCGAAUAGUCCAGCCCUUAAGCACCACGAUGCCAGCCUGCCCUACCUGGACCAAUACCGGAUCGACUGCCAGCAAUUCCGAACCUUGUACCACCUCUUGAGUCCAUGGGCCCACUGUGCCAACCGAGACUCCUUGGCCCUGUGGACCUUCCGGCUACUGGAUGAGAAUGUGGACGGAUUGAUCAACUUCAAAGAAUUUGCAUCCAUUUGGGAUGUCCUCUACCAUGGAAGCUUCACCCAUAAGCUGACAAUGCUCUUCAAAUUGCACAUCCCUCCAGCUUUUACCGAAGUAGAAUCUCUCAGCCCUCUGAAAGGGGCUCAACUCUCUAAAGAAGAACUGAUCCAUUUCAGUCAACUAAGCGUCUCUUCUCCUGAAGACAAAGACAACGCGGAUGCCUUGAAGACAAGUCCUGAAAAAGGGAAAGGAAAAGUAGACAUCCAGGCUUACUUGAAACAGUGGCAAGACGAGAUCCUUAAAAAGGAAGAAAGCAUUAAGGAUUUGCCCCGGAUGAACCAGUCCCAAUUCAUCCAGUUCUCCAAGACCUUGUAUAACUUAUUCCACGGCGAUCCAGAAGAAGAGCUCCUCUUCCGCGCUAUCGCUACCGUUACCGGCCUCUUGCUGAGAAUGGAAGAGGUGGGGCGAAAGCUCCAGAGCCCCACUUCGCCAACCCGGAGAAGGGCAUCUCCCAUGGUUGGUCCUACGGCACCACCGGCCUCCCAGACGGAUGACCCAGGAGCCCCGAUCCCCGGCUCCGUCAGCGAAGGCUGGUCGUUCGCUUUUGAGCAGAUCCUGGCCUCCUUGCUGAACGAACCUGCCUUGAAGUUAUGAAUGCUCCAACACUGGAGGUUUUUAAGAAGAGAUUGGAUAACCAUUGGUCUGAAGUGGUGUAAAGUUUCCUGCCUAAGCAGUGGGAUUGGACUAGAAGACCUCCAAUGUCCCUUCCAACUCUCUUAUUAUUCUAAUUCUAAUUUUAAGCUACUUUUAAGAAUCAGCACUUUUAUUUUUCUGCUUUGGAGUGAAAUAGAACCCACGAAGUACCUCCUCCUUUCCUAUGACCAAAUGCUGAAUGUAAUCCAGGAACCAUCAGCCACCGCACGACGUUUCUUAAAAGUAGAUUUUUAUUUUUCUUCCAAAAUAAUAUGUACAAAUCUGCUGGAGGGUCCAAGGACACGAUUUAACAAGGAUUUGAGAGGAUUCCAGUCAAUCCUGGUUUAUCCCUCCUCCCGCUGCCCCCUCCCCCCAAUCUCAGUAAGACACUUGCUUGCCGCUUCUAUUUUUUUUCCUCCAUUUACAAAAUACUUUAUGAAUAGGAAUGUUUUUUUUUUUUAAAAAGUUAUCUAUAUUUGACACCGUACAAAAUAAAUUCAAUAUUUGAUUUUAAACUUUCACUUUUUUCUUUUUCCCUAUUUGUGCUUUCUUCCUUCCUUCCUUCCUUCCUUCCUUCCUUCCUUUCUUUCUUUCUUUCUUUUUUUCCAUUUUCUUUCUUUCUUUCCUUUUUUCCUUCCUUCCUUCUUUCAUCUCCCUCCUUUCCUCUUCUUUCCUUCCUUCCCCUCUUCUUUCUUUCUUUCCUUCCUUCCUUCCUUUUCUUGCCUUCUUUUAUCUCCCGCCUUUCCUCUUCCUUCCUUCCUUCCUUCCCCUUUUCUUUCUUUCUUUCUUUCGUUCAUUCGUUCUUUCCUUCCUUCCUUCCUUCCUUCCUUCCUUUCUUCUUUCCUUCUUUCUUUCCAGCUAGUAUAUAAAGUUAGACUCUGCCUCUGUCAACCCACCAGCCUUUUCAUUUGUAAAUAUGUACAGAAAGUGCCAGGCUGGGGGGGGGGAGGGGAGGGAUGAUUUUUGUGCUUCUACCAUGAACUAAAGAUUCGUCU